CGGCGGCGGCGGCGGCGACGGCGACGGAGCGGAGGUCCGCAACUCCGCACGCGCUCCGGCUUCACUCCUCUCAGCUCUCAGUUGGACGCACGCUCGCGUCGUCGGUAGCUCGUGCGUCGUCGGUUCCGCGCGCGCGGCACCGCGAGGCACAACACGUCCACCACCCGCACGUAAGCGCGCACCCCCGGCGCGGCACGGGGCUCGCACCCUCCCCCUGCAAGGUGGAGUAGCGUCUCGGGCGGCAAAAUGGCGGCCGCGGUAAGAAACAAAUGAUCGGGGUUGGCGAACGGCGGUGCUGAGAGACAGCAGACGCGUCGAGGCCGAGACGAGCCGAGUCAGCCUCUUCGGCGGCGGCGACGACGACGACGACGACGACGACGACGACGACGACGGCAUCUCCCGAACGCGAGCGACCGCGCGGGGCGUAAUAUCGGGCGAGGGCGGAAAAUCCGCGCGCGCGGGCGACGCGCGCGUCCCACCCCCGAGGGACGACCCUCGGUGGCGGAGGAUCGCCCUGACAUCCCAGUCACGAGGGUGACCACACGAGGGAGGCUCGUCGCGGGACGCUGGUCGCGUGCGGGCCCGUUGACGUGCGAGCGUGAUUCGAUCAUCGAUCACGGAGAGGAGAAACGAAGAAUGCUCGCGGAGGAGGUGACGCGGAAUCCAACGACGACGACGACGACGACGACCGCGAGGCACAGAGUCUGCGGGACUGCUGCUGCGGGAAACGCUGGUGGUGCCGGUUCGAUAGAUUGAUGGACCUGUCGGGAGUCCCGGUCGCGUCGCAGCAACCAUGCAUCUGCAUUUCGAGAAGAACAACAACGCCAAGUGCGACUGCAACAUCCUGUCGCUCAGCUGGAUGGGAAAAGUACCGGACGAGUCGCCGGAGGACGAAGGAUGGCAGCUCGAUCGUAUAAAUUACUACCAGGAAGGAUGGUUAGCCACCGGCAACGCCCGCGGCUUGGUAGGAGUGACUUUUACCACGUCGCAUUGUCGCACCAGAGCCGCGGAACUUCCACUCAGGGCGAAUUACAACCUCCGAGGGCACCGUAGCGAAGUAAUACUUGUCAAAUGGAACGAGCCGUAUCAAAAGUUAGCCUCGUGCGACAGUUCGGGUGUUAUCUUCGUUUGGAUCAAAUACGACGGACGAUGGAGUAUAGAAUUAAUCAACGACAGAAACACACCUGUUACGCACUUCUCCUGGUCCCACGACGGCCGCAUGGCUCUUAUAUGUUACAGGGAUGGCUUCGUAUUGGUCGGCAGCGUCGCCGGUCAAAGGUACUGGUCGUCAAUGCUCAACGACAAGGCGACGAUAACUUGCGGUAUUUGGACUCCGGACGAUCAGCAGGUCUAUUUCGGAACGACCGCGGGCCAGCUGAUCGUGAUGGACGUUCACGGAGCCAUGGUUUCGGAGGUGCAAUUAGCGGCCGGGGUUACGUCGAUGGCCUGGAGCGCCGAGAAGUUCACGAUGGAGGAGGAUGAAACGUGCGACCGAUCUCAGAAAGAUGACCGGAACUACGUGCUGGCCGUCUGCCUCGCCGACGGCAACAUCGUCAUGCUACGGUCGUUCGAUGACGUGUCGCCGAUUACGAUACGCAGCAAUCUGAAGCCGCCCUUGCACGCCGAAUGGAGCAACUCCAGGAAGCUGCUGGCCAUCGCCGGCACGAAGGAGCCGUCCGACCAGGGCGGCAGCUCGCAGGAGUACACGAACCUCCUAAAGUUUUACUCGGUCAACGGUACCCUCGUAUACACGACGGAGAUUCCGUACACGCAAUGUCCUGUAUCGGCGUUGACAUGGGGGCACAAUGACAGGCGGCUCUUCGUGGCGACCGGAGCGCGCGUCCACGCCGCAUGGGUCUCAAGAAGGGUCGGCUCGCUCCAACUGUUAUCGAGACUGGCGGUGAGAGCGGCACUCACCAGGGAAUCAAGUGUUCAACAUCUUCCAUUACCGCCGCGACUGAGAGCCUCGGUGGCCGCCCUUUUCGCUAACACGAUACGGUGCUCGGUGCCGGAACCGAGAGAGCUGCGGCGGUUCGUGUCAAGGCCGCCGCCGGGAGGCAGUCGAUUGCACUGCACCAUGCUCAGGCACGCCGUGGAGCCCGUGCCGUGCUACACGCUGUACCUGGAGUACCUGGGCGGUCUCGUGCCACUACUCAAAGGCAGACGGACCAGCAAGAUCCGACCGGAGUUCGUGAUAUUCGAUCCGCAGAACCAGGAGACCCUGCAGGUGUACGACGACCUGUCGCAGUGCCCCUCGUACAGCGAUGGCUCGGACACCGAGAAGGACACCGCGGAUUUGUGCGGCUCGCCCCGCUACAGGAAAAAGAACAGGAAAAAAAGGGAGGAGAGGACGAGCGACGAGGCGACGGACCGGGACGAAAGACCGAACGAUCUCUCCUAUGUUGAUACGUUGCCAGAGCACGCGAGGCUGGUCGAGGUAACGUCGAACAUCUGGGGCACGAAAUUCAAGUUUCACGGCUUGGCAGAUUCGGUUCCCGCUAACCUAGGUCAGGUAACAUAUCGAACGUCGUUGCUGCACCUACAACCCAGGCAAAUGACGCUCGUGAUGACGGAGCUCAGGGACGAUCUGCCCUCCGGUCCAGAUCCGACGUUCAAUCCGAAUCUGUUCUCCGAGGACGAGGAGGAGCCGUACCAGGAGGCAAACUCGCGAGUCACUCCGGAGGCGCAGGCGCCGCCGAUCGCGCCGAUGACUCCCCGUAACGCCCGACUGAACCAUCCGAAUCGACCAAAGUCUCAAAUCUCGAAUCAGUUUAUGACGUCGGAGACGUCGCUGGGGAAAAUCGAGAGCUACGAGAGCGAGUACGUUCCUUACGUGGACCUUCAGGACAUGGGCAAUCUGUACGAGAACAUCAGAAACGCACCGACGAACACCUAUCGGACACCGCCGAGACACAACCCGCCCAGGUGCUGCGACGUGCCAGCCCUGCAGUCGCCGAAAAACGCGGUCGCGCCCACGCAGACGUUAAUAGCGACUUCGAACGCGGGUGCCGAUUACGCCAGCAGCAUUCAGAGGAUGAAGAACGCUCUCGCGGAUCAGCAAACGGCGACGAAGAAGGAACUGGAGAACAACAAGCUCAAUCAAAUCUCGCAGGACGACAAAGCGUGCCUGACGUCGGCCUGCGCGACGAACAUCAUUUCCGUGUCGAUGCAAAACGGCCAGGCCUUGAACGCGGAGGCGUCGAGCAGCGGUCGGUACAUCUCCCAAGGCCCGGUUGCGAACGGCCUGGAGAGCGUCGACUGCGCCUCGGCGCAGACCGUUUAUCUGAACGGUCUAAACAACACGGGGUGCGCGAGCAACGUUCCUACCGCACCGCAUCCCGUCAGCGGCGUCCAAACCACGAUGUCGCCGAGCGCUCAUAAUUUUGUACAUAGUAAGAAUAAUCAAAAUACCGGGGCGAAUAGUACGACAGCCGGCAAUACGACGUCCUCGAAUACCUCUCAGCCCGGUCAAGCCUCGAGUCUAGUUCUUAACAAGAACGGCAUACACGGAGUUGUUUCGCCGGCGUGUUCCUAUCAAUUCCCGGAGAAUAUCGAUCAGUGCUUCGGGUCGUCGUGCUCGCAGUGUUUCUCGAAGCACAAGGACCCCAAGUGCCACGUGUGCUACGGGAAGACGAAUCCCGGCGGUUACGUGAACGCCGGUGCUCUCGUUAACAUCAAGCUCGAGGAGGAUUUGAUGCGAUUCAGCGACGACGAGGCGCGCGAAUAUGCGUCGGUAGAGACGUCGGAACAGUUGCGGGGCGUUCACAGAACCCCGACGGUCAUCAGCAUCGGUCCGAUGUGCUCGAACGACUCGAUAGUUCGGAGCUGCAGCGUCGGCUACCUGGACCUGGUGGACGCCCAGUUAGUACCGUGCGACGUCGCCCUGCGAAUGCUGCGCAGAGACGCGCCGAACAAGAGGCUGGUGCUGGUGUCGCGGAAAACGAAACGGCGGAAAAAGGCCAAACCUCAGCACGACGUGAGUCAGCCGAACUCGAAUAAGCCGCCCAGACUCCGCAACUGCGGCAAGUCCAAAAGUCUCGAUUCCAGCGAUAUAUUCCCGAGUAACGAGCAGAUAUCCUCUCCGCCGAAGCUGCCGGAACAUGUGGAGGAGGCUGCGGGGCCGAUCAGUUCCGACGUUACCGAGGACGGCGUAGCGAAACGCAACGAGCCGACGGAAUCGCCGAAAGAUGAAACGCCCGAGGUCGUCGACAAACGCGAGGAGUGUAACGAGACUAACGUUGUAGUUCGCGAGGCUUAUACUAGGAAAAAACCGGUCCGAUUAGAGGCUGCUGCGUCUCCCGUCAAAGGAUCGAGCCCGAGUGGAUCGUUCGCCUCUUCGCUCGACGGUCUCGCCGCGAGACUUCGCGAUUUCGAGGAUAAUCAUUCUCUGCCACCUCCUUCCCCUCGACCGUCGUCAAGACUGCCGAGGAGUUCACCUAGCAGCCCAGCACCAUCUAAGAAAGGCAAAAGACCGGCAUCGGCCUCUCCAAUCCGAAGAAAACUCUUGUCGAGUCCGUUGCUCAACAGAAGGAUGAGGAAGAGUCGCGGCGAGAGCUCGGACGAGGAAGGACUCCUCCAAGAUGAUUCGUCGACGGCGAGUUACCGGGACCUAGAAACGUUCCAGAAAGCUCAGCUACGUCAGAAGCUCAAGCAGAGAGGAAUGGGAAUUUCGGGCUCCAAACCGGAAGCGAUAAGGCGCGAUGCACAAUUGGUGAUGCACAACAAAGCGCCGAUGUGGAACGAGUCCAGUCAAGUGUACCAGCUUGAUUUCGGCGGCAGAGUGACUCAAGAAAGCGCCAAGAACUUUCAAAUAGAAUUCAGGGGCAGGCAGGUGAUGCAAUUCGGUAGAAUAGACGGCAACGCGUACACGUUGGAUUUCCAGUAUCCGUUCAGCGCUUUGCAGGCGUUCGCCGUCGCCCUGGCGAAUGUCACGCAACGGCUUAAGUAACUGUCACUCUCCGCCAACACGUCUAAAUUACAUAGUGAAGAAUGUUGAGAAGCUGCGAGAUGCCUGGCGUUUGUGUAGGCGUGCGUUUUUAAGGGGUUUCGAGGAACCGGAAAGGGCUCGUGCCACAAUGAGCCGGCAUGAAAGUUCGCAAGACGUUUUUGGUCAAGACACUUCGUUCGCCAGUCGCGAAACGUCCGGUGGACAUUCUUUUUUUUUUUUGACGCCGAUCGACUCGCGCGAUUUUUAACCGCGUGUCGAUCCUACUGCGGCGGAGGGGAUUGCGCAAGUCGGAAAUCGCUGGCGUUUCUUUUGCCCUCCCAGAGACGGCCGGGCAAGUCGAUGUGCAAUACGAGGAGCUAACUUGAGAUACGCGCUGAUUCGCGAGUGCAGUUGCGAGCGAUUUGAAUUUGAGUGGAACACAAAGAUUUUGCGGCAGCUAUGUAACGUUUCGUUAAACGCUUCUUCGUCGUAAGUACCGUCCAAAAUAUUUCGUUUCUCCCAACUUCGAGCGCUCAUUUUUGUAUAGUUUAUGCGACACGUUGGAGUCUAGUGACGCUGUUAAAGGUUUCACCUCGUUCAUUUUUGCGGUCCGCCGGGUGUGCAUUCGAAUUUUAUAUACAUAUACUAUAUAUAUUGACAGACUCGCACGACUGCGGGCGACAGUUUCAUGUUGUUCAAUUAAAUGUUUCUUAACGCGUAUGGUAAAAAAAAGUAACGAUAAUAAUGGUAACGAUAAUGCUAACGAUAAUAAUAUUAAUAAUAAUAACGAUAAAAAAAUAAGAGUAACGAUAGUAACGUAACAUUUGACGUCCGGCCUGCAAUGUGGUCUUUGCCAUUAAUUGAGAUAACAGGACAGACUUAAUCCUAAGGAGAGGGAUCGAAAGGUCUGAGCGAAAGGUAAUGCACGUGUACAUGCGAGUGUAUGCAGCGAGAUAAACGUCGUCUGUAAUAAACCUAAUCCUAGUCGCACGAUCACCGUGGUGCUCACUUCGUCGAGUCUGUGUUGCGAACGCGAUCGAUGUUAGGCCUAUAUUUUAGACACGAAGUGCUGCUACCAGCGAUAAAACACGUCGCGUCGAGUUCCGCGACGAGAGGGGCGUCAGAAAUAAGGAGAACGUAAUACUUAACUUUUAUAAUUAAAAGAUGUAGUAAAGUAAACGUCCCAGUGACCGGACAUGUACCUCUAUCCGGACACUUCCACACAAAAACUUAAUAUUAAUCUCAAAUGUUCUUUUUUCAAUAAUAAUAAAAUUGAAUUAUAAUCUUGAAUAUUUAAAGAUUACAAUUAAAUUGUAAUAUUAUAGUACUUGAGAUUAAUAAUAAUAAAUUUUGUGUAAGUGUUCGGAUGUAGGUACAUGUCCGGCCACUGUAACGUUUACCUCAUAUGCAGCAAAGAUUUUAUCUUCCUCGUUGUUACGUACAUACGUCAGCAUAAUACUGAUCUUCGAGAGAGAUCAACCGUGCAAAUUUCAGAAUCGCGUAAUUCGCGACGGAGAUUCAAGGCUCCCUUACGCAAUUUGUUUUCCGAUGCAAAUCGAGACUCCGUAAGCAGAUCGAGACUCACUUUAGAUGCCUUUGUACUACAGCCGUGAUCGCGAACACUUGAGUACUCAAGUAUCCAAAUACUCUAGUAUUCGAGUAUUUGCUUGCUAUUCGAAUUGUGCGAAUAAUUCCGACUACUUAGAUACACAGAGUAGAUAUGGUUUGAGUAUCUGAGUAUUCGAAUAUUGUCCGUACACGUUUCUAAAUAGAUGAGUAUCCCGGUGUCUCGUUGCCAAUCUAUCGGCUCUACUUUACGCGUACACCAAGUUACGCGUUUCGAAUUCACGCUGCAUUCGUCAUGUUCGUGACGCCCCGCUCUCGCGAGCGGUAUUAACGACAGCCUUUUGUAGAAUCAUUCUCGCAAGCUAGUAAAUACAGAAGUCGAAGACACAGAACGGUAGAUCGUGCGAUUAAUCCGUUUUUUCUAGUCGCCCCUACUGUUAUUAUUCUUACUCUCCCUCCCAGUUUGUAAGCCGCAGCAAAUAAUUGUAAACGUCGAAGGCUACUCUAACGUAAAUGCCACGAAUCGCGAACUCGUGCGGCGACGCAGGCGACUCGCAUCAUCUUCUAAUCGUGUCCGUUGAAACGUUAGACUAUUAGAGAAUGUUGAGACUUUCGCGGAAGUCGCGUGAUUUCCGAUGUUAAAUGGAGCGCCGGAUCGACGGGCACGGGUUCGCGCGUAUGCACUUCGUACAGAGCGAAGGAUUUUGUACUCCAACCGCAGACUUCUCUUUCAUUCGCGAGCGCGCGACGUAUCCGCCGGCGAGAGCUUCUUCUCUUCAUCCGAUUGGAGUAUUUUGUAUACGAAAAAAAAAAAGAAAAAAAAAUGCGCAACAGGCACAGAAAGAGAGACAUGUCUCUCUCUUUCGAACAAAAGGAAAUGGAUGGAAUCGUCGAUUAUUCCCGACGACGACGACGAGAAGCGAAUCCCCUGUAAUCUUCUUGUAAUUCUGGGGAACGGAAAAGUUGGGCACGCGCGCGCGACUGGAAGAUAAUUCCAUUUUUCGCGCUGCACAACACAUUUUCUAUUAGCACUUCAUUUUCGAUGUCGAAUGUAUCUCGUUUGCGCGAGAAUGUUGCAUCCUCAGCCGAGCAAAGCGGACUUGAGUCACGCGAAUAGCAAACGUGGGACAUAACGUUACGUCGAGGCCUCUCCUUGAAUACGCACGAGCAGUAAAUUUAUGCGAAUUGAAGCAGUAAAAUAUGAAUUAUCGCGUGUUUGCGACUACAAUUCGAAACGCAAUCAAAAUUCGCAUAAAAAUACGCGCGCGUCGCGUAGAUUCAAAGCUCAUCGGUGGAUCCAGACUUGGCUGUCAAGGACGAAGAAUCACGAAAAUAUUCAUCAUCGAUGAGCACGAUAUGAAGACCUUUUCCGAUAAAAAAAAAAAAAAAAAAAAAACAUGUCGAGAUAAGUUUAGACUUCGUUUUCACCCAACAAGCGUAAAUUCGUUCCUUGCUUAGCUCUGGAUUCGCCUUACGAUAAUACGAGAACGUGUUUUUUCUAGUCAAAUAAUCGACGCUGUGAUUAUUCGCACGCAUAAAGCGAGACGAGAUAACGCGUGUGAAUUCUCUUUUGUAAAAUCCUCGAGGGAUUUUAUAGCGCACCGUAGUGUAUCGCGCGACGCUUUCAACGCCGGUAAAUAGAGUGCCUACAUUUGCAUUUGACGCCAAAACCGCCUAUUUAACAACACUCAGUGAUUAACAUUCAAGUACCAGCGACGCGAACGGAUGACGUAACGGCCUGGUAUCUCCCGCGGCGCCGCCGCUCGGCGCCGGGGGGCUUUGUCGUUAUUUCCGCGCGUAACUCCACAUUUCAGGUCGCGCCACAUUUCUCCCCCAAGUUACAAUAAUAAAGAGCGAAUGAAAAGAGAAUCGGGAUUUCACGCGAAAUGGACCCAAUUUCACUUGUCUCACCCACACUUCGCAAGGGCAGACACUUAACACGUGACUGAGCUCCAAACUGUUCGGCCUAGCUCUCCUCUAAAUUAAUAAUCCGGAUAUGUUGGAACCCUCUCCUCCUUUUUACGUUGGAUGCUUCAUUUCUCUCCUUUAUCGAUGUGGCAUUUAAAAAAAAAAAUAUAUAUGCUUGAAGAAAGAGAAAGAGGAAGAAAACGCUCUCAUGUAAAUUUCACGACUGAGUACAUCUUAAGGAGACGAUUCCAUACACUGUGUCCGAUUGGGACGGGUUCUCUCGUACGAACGCGAUACGUAUUGUUAAUUCAGUUCUUGCCUUAGUGCUAACGAUAAUUCUGUAUAUGUGCAAUGUAAUUUUGUUACCGAGUACAUUAUACGAUUAUCGACUAUUUGUAAAUAAAGAAGAAAAUUACCACGCGUAAA
Messenger RNA from Monomorium pharaonis (pharaoh ant), 8827 nucleotides. It is a transcript of the gene Tusp, whose product is annotated as tubby-related protein 4. The transcript has 15 exons. The coding region runs from base 794 to 4948 and encodes 1384 amino acids. The record is from RefSeq and is a predicted model, not a curated record. Lineage: Eukaryota; Metazoa; Arthropoda; Insecta; Hymenoptera; Formicidae. Gene Ontology annotation, molecular function: protein binding.